Molecule: messenger RNA, 564 nt
Organism: Acaulospora morrowiae
Lineage: Eukaryota; Fungi; Glomeromycota; Glomeromycetes; Diversisporales; Acaulosporaceae
Source: the annotation of a GenBank genome assembly
AUGGGAUAUGCGGUGAUCUUCAUGCACAGGCAAUUUAGCCUACAGCCUUACAGCAGGCAUUACACUCAUUCCACAAAUUGUUUCUUGGACUUCAUGGAAUUGAGAAAUGAUGGAAUCAUUGGAGUGAAUCCCAACCAUGCGCAAAAGAUGAGAUUAGUACUGGAAAAGUAUAGACAGGCCAAAAAACACGAGGCACUUCUAUUCAUUGAAUUCGUCACGGUGACGGAUUACCUUUUUCUUCUUCGCAGUGUCACGAGCAUCAUGUCUGAUUUGAAUGAGCGUGCAUUAUAUUACCUUGCUGCCGCUGUCAGUGAUUUUUUCAUUCCAUCUCAAAAAAUGGCACAGCACAAAAUUCAAUCAGGCGAAGGUGCUUUAACUUUGAAGAUGGAUCAGGUUCCCAAGUUCUUAAAACCAAUGGUUAUGAAUUGGGUUCCUCGUGGGUUUAUUGUUUCAUUCAAGCUGGAGACCGACUCUAACCUUCUAGUCGAUAAAGCUAGACACGCUCUCACUAGGUAUGGUCAUCAGAUAGUUAUUGGCAAUCUCCUGGAAACUCGUAAGAUUGAA